UUAGCAAUAUACAAAACUGUAUAAUUUUUUUACAAUGAUUUUUUCUUUAAAUGAAUUAGUUCAUUGGUUAGGUUUGACUAUCUUUGAAAUAUGGAUCAACUUAGUUGCCUUAACAUUUUUCACUAUACUACUAGCUUUAAAAUUAGAUGAAAAUUACUUUUUGGGUCCAUCGGGAUGGUGGGAAGUAUUCUCGCCGUUAUUUAUUGCCGAUGGUUUGAAUACAUAUUUCUGUGCUAUUAUAUUUAUCAGAAUGUAUAUGGAGGGAAUGAUCAGAGUAGGGAUCUUGCGAGCAUUAUGGAGUCAAAUAUCAUUAUUGUUGGUCUUUGUUUUCAAGUAUCUUCUGUGUAAAAAGCUCUCUGGACAAAGCACAUUGGAGUAUUCAGAAGUUCUGAGCCCUGUAUUCAUUCUUUUACAACUGAUCGCUGUUAGAGCUUGUCAAUUACAUUGAGGGAAACAGAAGAACUUUCCUGUGUGCACGAUACUACUUCCAAAGCGUCUCUGUUAUAUGUAAGAAUAUAUGUUAUGUGUUACAUGAUACACUUGUAUAUAUUACAUUUUGUCAGAUACAAUAUUUAGAUUAAAUUGUUUAAAAUAAUUUAUUCCAUUGUUAACACUACUUUAUAUUUCAUCCUGUUGUUUAAAAUUAUGUAAGCUGUUCUUAAGCUAUAAUGUAUGUAGUACCAAUUUAAAUACUUUUCUUAAAAGCAUAAACAAAUAGAUUUAACACUAAUGUUAAUUAAAACGAUAAAGUAAUGUGAAAAUAAAUAUAUUUUUUCUAU
This is a messenger RNA of Monomorium pharaonis (pharaoh ant), 779 nucleotides long. Its product is annotated as transmembrane protein 203. The transcript has a single exon. Bases 35 to 448 code for a protein of 137 amino acids. Lineage: Eukaryota; Metazoa; Arthropoda; Insecta; Hymenoptera; Formicidae. Gene Ontology annotation, cellular component: endoplasmic reticulum. The record is from RefSeq and is a predicted model, not a curated record. Gene Ontology annotation, biological process: intracellular calcium ion homeostasis.